Messenger RNA from Funneliformis caledonium, 1914 nucleotides. The record is from the annotation of a GenBank genome assembly. Lineage: Eukaryota; Fungi; Glomeromycota; Glomeromycetes; Glomerales; Glomeraceae.
AUGUUAAUUACAUUUGUUAUGCUUGGAAGAUAUUUAGAGAAUUUGGCAAAAGGACAAACAUCAACAGCUUUAUCCAAAUUAAUGUCAUUAACUCCUUCCAUGACCAUCAUCCUUUUAAGGAACCCCAUCACAGGCGAGAUAACUGAAAAAAAAAUUUCGACAGAUUUGAUUCAAUUGGGAGAUGUAGUAAAAAUUAUUCCAGGGGAUAAGAUUCCGGCUGAUGGGGUAGUUGUUACUGGCGAAUCGACCGUAGAUGAAAGUAUGGUAACGGGUGAAGUUAUCCCCGUAAAGAAAUUUCCUGGUGAAAAUGUAAUCGGAGGAACUGUUAAUGGAUCAGGUAGUUUCGAAAUGAAAAUUACCAGGGCAGGAAGCGAUACCGCGUUAGCACAAAUUGUCAAGUUGGUUGAAGAGGCGCAAACAACAAAAGCUCCAAUACAAGAAUUUGCCGAUAAAGUGGCGGGAUAUUUUGUACCUGCUGUCAUCGUUUUUGGUGUCCUUACAUUCGUCGUAUGGAUGAUAUUAUCUACCAAGAUACUUACAACAUUACCGGAUAUCUUUAAUAAUGAAUCGAGCAAAUUCAUGGUUUGUUUAAAAUUAAGCAUAUCAGUUAUAGUAGUAGCUUGUCCUUGUGCUCUUGGAUUAAGUACACCUACGGCUGUAAUGGUUGGAACUGGGGUUGGCGCACAAAAUGGUAUCCUUAUUAAAGGAGGAAAGUCAUUGGAAUCGGGACAAAAAGUAACAAAGGUAGUCUUUGAUAAAACUGGUACUUUAACAAAAGGAAAAUUAGAUGUCUCUCACAUUGAAUUGAUGAGUGAUAAUUUGGAAUUUAGUCCCGAAAUAUUCUUUGCUCUAGUUGGGGCCGCGGAAUCAUCGAGUGAACAUCCUUAUGGCAAAGCUAUUGUUGAUCAUGCCAAACAAUUACUUGAAGUUGAGAAUAUUGAUGCGGUUAUAAAUAAUUUUGAAGCUUUGGCUGGAUUAGGUGUGAAAUGUAAUGUGAUAUUAAAUAAAUCAUAUUCUUUAGUACCAUCAAUGACGAGAAAUACUUCAACCACAGGAAAAUCUUACAAAGUUUUGGUUGGAAACGUUAAACUUCUUUCACAAAAUUAUCAGGUCGACAUACCACUUGCAGCAACGGAAUUCAAAGAACAACAAGAGAGACUUGGUAGAACCGCUGUAUUGGUGGCUAUUGAUAGUAAAUUUAUUGGAAUAAUUAGUUUAUCCGAUACGAUUAAACCCGAAGCAAGAUUAGCAGUUGGAGCCUUACAUCAAAUGGGAAUUCAAGUUGCCAUGGUUACGGGGGAUCAACAACUCACCGCGGAAGCCAUUGCGUCGCAAUGUGGGAUAACUGAAGUUCAUGCCGGAGUUUCACCAAAAGGAAAAACACUUAUAGUCAAAUCAUUACAACGUGAGGGGGAACGUGGUAAUAUAGUAGCGAUGGUAGGGGAUGGGAUAAAUGAUUCACCUGCUUUAGCCGCCGCUGAUGUUGGGAUUGCCUUAUGUUCUGGUACUGAUAUUGCCAUAGAAGCAGCUGAUAUUGUUUUAAUGAGAAAUGAUAUAACGGAUGUUGUGGCCGCAUUUGAUUUAUCAAGGACCAUCUUCACUAGAAUUAAAAUGAACUUUAUUUGGGCAUGUCUUUAUAAUAUACUUGGAAUUCCUUUAGCGAUGGGUAUAUUCUUACCCUUAGGAUGGUCUUUACAUCCUAUGAUGGCCGGAGCAGCCAUGAUUUGUAGUAGCGUUAGUGUUGUAUGUAGUAGUUUAAUGUUACAUUGGUGGUCUAAACCCGAAUGGGUCAUUAAUUCCAAAGGUGCCGUAGUAAAACUUAAAGCAAGGAGUCGUUUAAUGAUUUCUCUGAAAAUAUUUUGGUUUAGAAUAUUUAGAAUAAACGGUUAUACUAGACUUCACAAUGAAUGUUGA